Pelobates fuscus (common spadefoot toad) is the source of this 1046-nucleotide messenger RNA. It is a transcript of the gene FAM174C, whose product is annotated as family with sequence similarity 174 member C. Gene Ontology annotation, cellular component: extracellular region. Bases 127 to 486 code for a protein of 119 amino acids. The transcript has 4 exons. The record is from RefSeq and is a predicted model, not a curated record. Lineage: Eukaryota; Metazoa; Chordata; Amphibia; Anura; Pelobatidae.
AGAGUGUUUGUAUGACGUCAUGUCGAGAACGAGGCCUUGAAAAGGCGGAAGUGCUCUGGAGACCCGCAGCUUCUCGUAGGCCAGGGACAGUGCAUUGUGUGACAGCGAUUCGGUAACAUCUGGAGGAUGUGGUACUGUAUCAGCUUAUUAAUUUGCCUUGUGUUUGCUGUUAAAUGCUUGGGGGACUCUGAAAAUGUUACAACAAACAGUACGGCCUCCACUCACAUUGCUACUGCCUUCACAACACAGCAUGGCCCCGUCAUGAAGUUCUGGAACAAUUUCCAGAUGAUGCAGAGAGCAUUCUAUGUGCUAAUCGGUGUCAGUGUAUUGGCUGUGCUUUACUUCAUCAUCCGGACUGUACGAUUAAAGAAAAAACCUUUAAGAAAGAAAUAUGGCCUGCUGUCAGAUUAUGAUGAAAACAUGGAGAUGGGAUCCAUGGACAGCGAUGAGGAUAAAAUAUAUGAAGCUAGGAGCAUCAGAAGGUGAUGCAGAGGUCACUGCCAGCAAAAGAUCCCGUCAAUUGUUGUGGUUAUGUCUAUUCUUGUGAUUGCACAGGCUGUUUUCUGAUGGUCUGAAGUACUGAGUAGAAUGGAAACGCUGACCACUCAAAAUUACUAACUGAAGUUUGAGUCUUUUUGGAGAAGAUUAAGAGGUUGUGAUUCCCCUAAUUAUUGAUAACUAACUAACUUUUGUUCAGUGUCAUUCAAUGCGGUUUCUGAAAAGAAGUGGAUGGUGAAAAGAUGGUGCUUUGCUUUCUAGAAAAAUACACAUUCCUUUUUUUUUUUUUUUUUUUAUUGUUUUCUUUGGUGAGCAAGUGUGUUCUUCUGUGCAAUGUAAGUGCAUUUACUGCCAAAGCAUUGCGUGAUGACAAAUGGUUAAUCACAUUACAACCCUUCUAUUUUCCACUCACUGGGGAUAUAGGAAGGUUUUGUUUUUCUAACUGUGCUGGCAAUUUCAUAAAUUGUAUGAUGGGGGUUCUUUUGUAACAAACAUUUAUUUUUCCAGCGUAUCUUUUUAUAAAUUAAUAAAACAUUCUUGUUUGCCAA